AUGGCUCUCACUCGGUUCCUCAGUUCCUCAGUUCCUCACCGUCACUCUCAGUCUCUCACUCGGUCAUCCUCAACAGUCAACACAGAGGCUUCAGCCUUCAGCCUUCAGCUUCUCCAGUCUUACACGGUCACACCUCACACCUGCCAUCUCACACUUCCAUUGAGCUCAGCUCGCACUUCAGAGUUCCAUUCAGAAAUUGUUUGCUAUUUUUUGUGUGGUCUGCUAAUGGUUGAUGAACCUAGUUCAUAUAAACAAUUUACGUUUGCUUUUAUUUCAGAAAAUAUGAAUUCUGAAACUGUGAGUAACCUUGUUACUACUGGAGUUGAUUCUGAGGUUGCUCCGAUCGAGGUUGAUGAAUCUAGUUUGAAAAGGCUAAGACUAGCAACCUCCGAUGUUUGGAAUUUUUUCAAAAAGCUCGGUCCAGAUAAGGAUGGAGUAGAAUGUGCUGAGUGUAAAGGAUGCAAGAAGGUGUUUAAAGAUGGAGGUAAGCGAUAUGGCACUUCUACUAUAAAAUGGAAUCUUGAUAGUUGUACUCAAAUUAAGCAUGAAGAUAUUGGUCAGACUAUAGCAGAAUUGCAACUUAAAAUGGGUUCACUUAAGAUUGAUUCAGGAGUGGCUAGAGAUAUGUUUGCUGGGUAUGUAGUUGCUGGGGAUAAGCCUUUUAAUAUGGUUGAUGAUAGGAGAUUUAGAAAUUGGGUGAAAUAUAUUAGUCCAACUUUGAAACUUCCUUCUAGGAAUACGGUUAAGGCUGACAUAGUGAAAGUUCACAAGAGAGAAGCUGCGAAACUUAAAAAAAUUUUAGUUUCCAUUCCAAAUAGAAUUUUCUUAACAUCUGAUCUUUGGACUUCCAGUACCAAUGAGGGGUUUAUAUGUUUGACUGUACAUUUUGUUGAUGAGAACCGGAAAUUACAAAGUAAAAUUCUCAAUUUUUGUGAUAUGCCUCCUCCUUACACAGGAUUUGAGUUGUCUUCUAAAAUCUUUACGCUUUUGACUGAGUGGAAAACUGAUAAAAAGAUUUUUUUCAUUACUUUGGAUAAUGCUUCUUCUAAUGAUACUUGUGUUGAAAACUUAAAAAAUACUUUGGAUGUGUAUGGUUUAUUGUUGUGUGGUGGUGAAUUCUUUCAUGUUCGUUGCUCUGUUCAUAUUUUAAAUCUUAUUGUCCAAGAUGGAAUGAAAAUAUGUGGUGAUGCAGUGUAUAAGAUUAGAGAGUCUAUUAAGUUUCUGAGAAAAUCUGAAAGUCGAAUGGUUAAGUUUAAAGAAUGUUUUGAAGAUAUUGAGGGACUUGAGUAUACGAAUGCAUUAUUUUUAGAUGUUCCUACUAGGUGGAAUUCACUUUAUGCAAUGCUUGCAAGUGCUAUUCCUUAUAAGAAAGCUUUUGAAAUGUAUAAAGUAAAAGAAGCUGGGUUUAGGGAGUAUUGUCCUUCAUCAGAUGAGUGGAGAAGAACUGAAAAGAUAUGUGAUUUCUUGUUACCAUUUUAUGAAACUACCAAGUUGAUGUCUGGAACUUCUUACCCAACAUCCAACUUGUAUUUUUUACAAGUUUGGCAAAUCCAGCUUAUUUUAAUAAAUAGUUUGAAGAAUAAUGAAGUGCUUAUAAGGAAUGUGGGAGAAAAAAUGAUGAUUAAGUUCAAGAAAUAUUGGGAAGAAUACAGUGUUGUUCUUGCAUUUAGGGUAGUUCUUGAUCCUAGAUUUAAACUCAACACUUUGGUUCAUUGCUAUAAUGAGAUUGAUCCUAUUAGUGCUAAAGACAAAGUGGAGCAUGUGAAGAGUAAGUUAUACAAGAUUUUUGAGGUUUAUGACCAAAAUUUCUCUACAACUGUAGAGAGUUCUUCCCAACUUUCAAAUAAUUUUUCUCAAGUAACAUCUUCUGCAAUUGGAACUCAGCUUAUUAAAAUUGUUGGUGAUUUGAUGUCCCGUAAUCAAGAAGCUGAAGUGAAAAGUGGAAAGAACCAACUAGAUAUUUAUUUGAGUGAGGCAACAUUAUUUUGCAAUGAUGCAAUCAUUGAUGUUUUGCAAUGGUAG
Arachis duranensis is the source of this 2022-nucleotide messenger RNA. Its product is annotated as zinc finger BED domain-containing protein RICESLEEPER 2-like. Gene Ontology annotation, molecular function: DNA binding. NCBI's taxonomy places the organism in Eukaryota, Viridiplantae, Streptophyta, Magnoliopsida, Fabales, Fabaceae. The coding region runs from base 1 to 2022 and encodes 673 amino acids. The transcript has 3 exons. The record is from RefSeq and is a predicted model, not a curated record.